This is a messenger RNA of Anguilla rostrata (American eel), 3640 nucleotides long. RefSeq names its product GTPase IMAP family member 9-like. NCBI's taxonomy places the organism in Eukaryota, Metazoa, Chordata, Actinopteri, Anguilliformes, Anguillidae. Gene Ontology annotation, molecular function: GTP binding. The transcript is spliced from 2 exons. The record is from RefSeq and is a predicted model, not a curated record. The coding region runs from base 809 to 1708 and encodes 299 amino acids.
GGCCCAGCACACAGAGAGACAGAUAAAGAUGGAGUUUGAGAAACUUCAGCAGUUCCUAAAAAAUGAAGAGGCAGCCAGGAUCGCUGCACUGAGGGAGGAAGAGAUGCAGAAGAGUCAGAUGAUGAAGGAAAAGAUUAAGAAGAUGACAGAAGAGAUAUCAUCCCUUUCAGUACAAAUCAGAGCCAUAGAACAGGAGCUGGGGGCUGAAGACGUCUCAUUUCUGCAGGUAAGUCAUGUGUCAUAAUCACACAUAAAACAUGUUUAUGAAUACUCAAAUGAGAAUAUAUUACAUUGAUACAGUUUUUAUAGUCUGAGUAUUGGUUAUAGUAUUAAAAAUCAACUCUUAUUCACUUAUUUCAGAGCUACAAAGAUGUGGAGAAACGGUAUGUAAACUCCAGCCUUUCUCUCUAGCUAAUCUUUUAAUCUCCUCUUCCUUUCUCUGUUCAGUUUAAAUGUGAGGGGUAGUUUACAAGUACUUCAGCAUUUCAUCAAUGAUGAGUAAAAUUGGACCAAAUGGAAACAUUCAAAAAAGAAUGCUGCAUUCAUGCCCAAAUGAGUUAUCAAAUCAGAUUACACAAUGAUUACAUUUAUAUUGUUAGUUAUAAUGAUUAACAUCGUUAUAAGCUAUUUAACAUAAUUAUAAUCAUGAUACAAAUAAUAGGUAAUCAAUGAUAGAAUACAAAUUGCCCCCCUCCUGUGUGUGUGUGUCCCUCAGUGGGGUCGGGCUGCUUCAUAUCUGGCAGCCAGUGGGGCUGUGUGGCAGAACGCUGGGAGGGAUGGAGCCAUUUUCUUAUAGAAUGAAGAUCUGAUGUUGCUGCUGAUAAUCUUCUAUGGUAAUGAAGCCACGCCCACAGCACAAGUGACUCCUGAAUAUUAUUGCAGAGCCCAGUGCACACUGGGGGAUCCAGAGAAGGUCUCAGGAGCGCUGAUUGAUGUGGCCAAGCACCUGGGCAAUCUGAAGUACAGAGUGUGCAAGAAGAUGCUGGUGAUUGUUCAAUACAGGUCAGCUGUUCAGAGGAUUUUCCUGUCGGGAAAGGCAGGAGCUGGGAAGAGUAGCACAGCCAACACCAUUCUGGGAGAGCGGAUGCUCAGGGCUUCAUGUCGUGCAAACUCUGAUACGUCUACAUGCGAGGCUAAAACAGCGACUGUUUAUGGGAGGAAAAUCACAGUGAUUGACACACCAUGGUAUUUUUGUGAUGAGUGCACUGGUGAACAACUAAAACCUGAAAUAGCCAGAUGCAUCUUAGAGUGUGCUCCUGGACCUCACGCCUUUGUCAUAGUGUUGUCUGUGACGAAGCAGACAGCAGAGGAGAAUAAAGCAGUAGAUGACAUUCAGAAAAUUUUUGGGGAGAAGGCUCUGAAGUACGCUGUUGUCCUGUUUACCCAUGGAGACGAGCUUGAGGAUGACGUGACCAUCCAGCAGUUUGUGGAUGAAAAUGACCGUCUGAAAACACUUGUCCAAAAGUGUGGAAACCGGUUUCAUGUCAUCGAUAACAAAUACUGGAAUAAUCCCCCUGAAGGCGACGAUGAUGAGAGAAGCAAUGGCGCUCAAAUCAAAAAGCUGCUGAACACGAUUGAUCAGAUGGUGGGACAGAACGGAGGGAAGUGCUUCACCAACGAGGUGUUCCAAGCUGCGGAAAGAGUCAUAAACAAGAAAAUGAUUGAAGCUAUAAGAGUGAAAGAACGCACAACCUGUACCUGUAGCUGAGGCAGCAAAGAUGGGGAUGGGACUGGGGGCCUGCAUGCGUAUGAUACCGGGGUGGAGGGGGGGGGGUAAUUGGGGCAGAAGCAGCAAAGGUAGCAGAGAGUCAGAGAGAAGCCUCAGAGACCCUGUGGUGGAUUUCAGAUUGCUGAGUAAUCCACCUCCCGGGGGAACUGUGAAGGGGAACUCAUUAGGAUCGACGAAGAUGAAGAUGAAGGUCGCACACUGGAGCCGCACGCCGUAGCUUUCCUGUCCUCUCGGCCGGCAGGAGCAGGCCCAGCCACGACAGGCCCAGUCCCUGAUAAUGCUGCAAAUCUGAGUCUGUCCGCAGCAAAGUAAGAUUCACUGGUGAAUACAAUGCCAGAAUAAAAAUAAAAAAUAAAAAUAGCACUGUCUAAACAAAUACAUAUAAAAACCCCACAAUCUGAGAAAUUUACAAAAUUUAAAAUAAAAAAAACGUACCUCAUUGUGUUACAGACCAAAGGCACAAAUGAGGCUAACUACUGCAAAAAUAGAUUAAUGAAUAAAUGAAUUAAUUUGAAUUAUUAAUUGUAUUACAAAGAAAAUUCUAAAUUAAAAAACCUGUAAGAUAAUUCUGGUAAUUAUUUUGGUCAAUGAACCGUUGCAUUUUUGUUUUGUUUGUAAAUAAUCACACUAGUGUGCAAGAAAAAAAAUGUCUUAAUCUUCCAAAUUCCCAACAACUUUCUACACACACUUUAGGCCUAAUGUUCAAGAUUAAUGCAUUUAAAAUGCAUAUAAAAUUUCCAUCUAUUUGGUUUAAGUAAUUUUAAUGUAAGCCAAAACAAUCAACUUAUACGUGAUGCAUAUGUAUAAAUCAAACAUGAAUGAAACAAAUAACUAGAUUUCCGCAAUUAUUAUAAAUAAAUCCAAUGUGUUUUAAAUCAAUAAUAUUAGAAUACAUAAUAAUAACAUAAUUGUUUCAUAAUCUAGAAUUAGCCAUAUAUAAACCAUCCUGAUUGAAUCUAGUUUGAGAAUUAGCAGAUCUAUAUUCAUUGUAAUUACUCUGAAUGAAUAAAAUAAAACCUCUUCAGUUUCUGUUUAUUUAAAUAUAACCAAGUUGAUGUGCUUGCCUAAUUUCAAUGAAUGUCUGGAAUCGUUUUUCUGAGUGCAUAUUGUACAUGAUCUUUUUAUUCAUCUGUCAUGGAGGAAACUCCUAUUUUUGUGCAUCGUAGUGAAUGUACUUAUGCUUAUUUUUCACAAAGAUCCUGUUACAUUUAAUCCUACUUACUGCAUAAUACAUUUUUUAAACACAAGAGUUCAGUCAUCCUCUCCCAACCACUGAAUGGGAGUGGGUAAGGAACUGGACUUGUAACCGAAAGGUCGCAGGUUCAAUUCCCGGGUAGGACACUGCUGUUGUACCCUUGAGCAACGUACUUAACCGAAAUUGCUGCAGUAUAUAUCCAGCUGUAUAAAUGGAUACAAUGUAAAAUGCUAUGUAAAAGUUGUGUAAGUCACUCUGGAUAAGAGCGUCUGCUAAAUGCCUGUAAUGUGAUGAAUAACUCAUAAUGCAGCAAGUGAGCAUAAGCUGCAAUAGAAGCAAAUGUAAUCAUUUCUGCAAACUCCUUUAAAUAAUGUAAAUACUUGUAAAUACAAAUGACAAAUUCGUGUUCGGGGAAGAAAUUGCUUUACUGAAUUUCUGUGUCUGGGCUGCAGUCUUUCAGUGAGUGAGAUGCACAAAGUCCUGUCUAAUUCUGAAAGCUGCAUAGACAGCACCUUUCCUGUCUUCUGCAGCAAACUGCUAGCUUAACAGAUUUGUCUUUUUUCUUAUAGCUGAACAAUGAAAAGGGUGAACAUAAAAAUAUAAUUUUCAAUUGAGCUGUAUGUUCUGUAAAUAUAUGCAAAGGUGCAUGUUUUAUAACUGCCGAGAUUUGUGUUCAGUAGAAUUUAUUGAAGUACAAUAAAAGCAAUUUGACCGUU